AAUUACAUCGGUCAAGGCAGACAGUGAUCGCGAAGCGCUACUCACGGAUGCCGCCGAGAAGCUGGGGGAGAUCCGAAACAUAAUGGCGAGUGGGCUGCUGAAAGAACUGGACUCGGCCGGUGCACGGGAGCUGUACUCAAAACAAUACAGCCCAGGACUACAGGAGUACGUGGAAGCUGCCUCAAUGUACUAUUACCUUAAGGCAGGUGGGGAUAUG
This is a messenger RNA of Sphaeroforma arctica JP610, 217 nucleotides long. RefSeq lists its product as hypothetical. Lineage: Eukaryota; Ichthyosporea; Ichthyophonida. Gene Ontology annotation, molecular function: sequence-specific DNA binding. The record is from RefSeq and is a predicted model, not a curated record. The annotation marks the transcript as partial. The transcript has a single exon.